AUGGACAUUCGUACGCAUAUGGCGGCCAUUCGAGACUGUUUGGGAAUGUGUCCACAACAUAAUGUUCUCUUUGAUAAGUUGAAUGUGGAAGAGCAACUGAAAUUCUACGGUGGUCUGAAAGGUUUACGUGGUGAUGUGCUUGACGCAGAAGUGCAAUCGAUGCUUGCCGAUAUUGGUCUGGAAUCGAAACGUGAUCAAAUAGCUAGUGAUCUAUCGGGUAUGUUUGUUAGGAGUUAG
This is a messenger RNA of Anisakis simplex (herring worm), 237 nucleotides long. Lineage: Eukaryota; Metazoa; Nematoda; Chromadorea; Rhabditida; Anisakidae. The record is from the annotation of a GenBank genome assembly.